Molecule: messenger RNA, 981 nt
Organism: Musa acuminata AAA Group (dessert banana)
Lineage: Eukaryota; Viridiplantae; Streptophyta; Magnoliopsida; Zingiberales; Musaceae
Product: protein OXIDATIVE STRESS 3
Exons: 2
Coding region: 272-802 (176 amino acids)
Source: RefSeq, a predicted model, not a curated record
AAUCAAGCCAUUUGCUUUCCGUGUCUCCAGAAACGUCUCUCUUGCCGCUGCACGCGACUCGUCUACCUAUGAUAGCAUCGGCUGCAGAAGUUGGACUUGUAGCAUGAAGCAGUAGAAGAAGAAGAAGAAGAAGAAGAUCUUUGGAUCAGAAGGGCUCAGAGCGAGGAGAAGAGGUAAGGGGGUGACAGGUAUCGGAGGCUUAAGCGUAUGGUAGGGUGGGGGGAAGGGCUGAGGCGUAGAGUAAGAGAGUCGGGUAGCAGUGUAGCUGGUCAUGGAUGCUUCUUUCAUCCCACAAAGCAGCCAUGGGACCAUGGAUGAGGACGACGGGGAGAGCUUCUCGAGCGUUCCCGGUGCUUCGACGUCCUCCUCCUCGGACGACAUGGACGACACCGCCUCUUCUGCGUCGCCGACGACGGAGGAGGAGCCGCAUGGUGACGGGCCUCUCUACGAGAUGGCUUCCCUCGUCGCACAGCUUCCGUUCAAGAGAGGGCUGUCGAAGUAUUACCAGGGGAAGUCGCAGAGCUUCACGUCUUUGUCCAGUGUGAGGUGCCUGGAGGAUCUUGCCAAGCCGGAGAAGCCACAAAGGAAGAAGAUGAAGCCGUGCAAGAGUUACGGGUGGGGAUUGGACAGCCAGAGAUCACUGUCUCCAAAGGAGUCCUCCAGAACCAUCACCAAGAAGGCUUCCAGGGGCCCGUUGUCCUCUCUCGGUGGAAGGAAGCACAGCUUUGUUAGUGGCGGCAGGCCUCCUGUGGCUCCUCAGAGAUCAAACAACUUCUCAAGCCAAACCCUUUUGUUUGCCUGAUGACUGUUCAAGCAAGUAUUAGAUGCCAAUGCAAUGCAAUCUUCCGUGUCUCCUAAACAAAGAGACAUGAUAUCUGAUCAUGAUCUGAGGGAGAGCCAAAUCUAGCUUCAGUAGACUGUCAAAGCUUCCUACAAAGUAUGUGUGUGAUAUCAAAUGAAAAAGGAAGUUUAAUUCUACAA